GUUGUGGUGUGGUAUAGUAUGGCUGGCGGGGUCCAGAGAUUGGGACCCGACCGAGGGAACUCGGGACUUCCCACUGGCCCCAGGCCCUGGUGUGUGACUGGCCCUCCCGUUCCUAGAGCCCCAGCGCAAGCCGGGAUGUUCGUCCUGGUGGAGAUGGUGGACACCGUGCGGAUCCCCCCGUGGCAGUUCGAGAGGAAGCUUAACGACUCCAUUGCCGAGGAGCUGAACAAGAAGUUGGCCAACAAGGUUGUGUACAAUGUGGGACUCUGCAUCUGUCUGUUUGACAUCACCAAACUGGAGGAUGCCUAUGUGUUCCCAGGGGAUGGCGCAUCACACACCAAAGUCCAUUUUCGCUAUGUGGUCUUCCAUCCGUUCCUGGACGAGAUUCUGAUUGGGAAGAUCAAAGGCUGUAGCCCGGAGGGAGUGCACGUCUCUCUAGGGUUCUUUGAUGACAUCCUUAUCCCUCCGGAAUCGCUGCAGCAGCCGGCCAAGUUUGACGAUGCAGAGCAGGUGUGGGUGUGGGAAUAUGAGACGGAGGAAGGAGCACAUGACCUAUACAUGGACACUGGUGAGGAGAUUCGCUUCCGGGUAGUGGAUGAGAGCUUUGUGGACACGUCCCCCACGGGACCCAGCUCGGCCGAGGCUACCACUUCCAGUGAGGAGCAGCCGAAGAAGGAGGCCCCAUACACACUGGUGGGAUCUAUCAGUGAGCCGGGCCUGGGCCUCCUCUCCUGGUGGACCAGCAGCUAGACCCGGGGCUCACCGUGGACCUGCCCAUCAGCAGACCCUACCCAUCCCCAGGAGUGGUGCAGCCAGCUGUGAAGACAUCAGCCGCCAAGGCAAUGCAGAGGAGUGUGCUGCCUGGAGCUGGGUGGGGAGAGUGGCCAGGAGUGCCCACCAGCUUUUCCCCACACUGUCCUGGCCUUCUCUGCCUGGAGGUGCUGCUGAAGUCCUACUGUCCCCAGGGACUUCUGGCUUGCAGUGACAGACAGCAAAGACAUUUAAUAAACAAUGUCAGCAUCAAUAGGGGAGGGCCACCCUUGUGUAAGUAGUCAACAUCAUGAUCUAAUGUUA
This is a messenger RNA of Otolemur garnettii (small-eared galago), 1074 nucleotides long. RefSeq names its product RNA polymerase III subunit H (gene POLR3H). Gene Ontology annotation, cellular component: RNA polymerase III complex. Gene Ontology annotation, biological process: transcription initiation at RNA polymerase III promoter; DNA-templated transcription. The transcript has 7 exons. The record is from RefSeq and is a predicted model, not a curated record. Gene Ontology annotation, molecular function: DNA-directed RNA polymerase activity; DNA binding. The coding region runs from base 19 to 750 and encodes 243 amino acids. Lineage: Eukaryota; Metazoa; Chordata; Mammalia; Primates; Galagidae.